AUGAAGAGAUCGUUAGCAGAAGAGUUACUGAAGAUCAAGCCAGUGACGGAUUUCGAUAUAGAGAAUGAAGCCCCAGAGUCUGACGAAGAGAGGGUUGUUGAAGAAGGUGGUAAAGAUCAUUAUGUUGCGGUAGGUAAGUCUAAAUUGAGGACUGAGAUGCCAGCAUAUGGAGGAGCCAAGGUCAGUAGGAGUGAGUUGUUCGACAAGGAAGAUAGUUUCAGUGGUAGUGAAGGAAGCGACAGUGAAUUAAAUGUAAAUGAAGGAAGUGACAUCGAAGGAAGUGAUAGUGGAGCUGAUCUUAGUGACAGUGGAGCUGAUCUCAGUGAUAGUGAAGAAAGUGAUGAAGAAGAAACUAAUGGUAUUUUACAUAAAUCAGACUCCGGAUCUGAAGACUCAGAGGCUAACUCAGAAGCUGACUCAGAUGCCGAAGUUGACCGUUCCAAGCUCAAACAACUCAUGUCAAAAGAACGUCAGAGUAUCGGUAAGAGAAUCGCCCAAUCUGCCGUCAACGAUGCCUUAAAAGGUUACACUGUUUCCAAACAAAACAAGUUCUUCGACAGUUUGAUCGAAGUUAGAAUCAAAUUACAAAAAUCCUUGACCAACGCCAACUUAUUACCAGUGAACGGGGAUUUCGAUGUCGAAGAAGACUUAAAAUCUGAGGUGGAAGAUAAAUGUUUCCAAUUAUUAGAUAAUUUACUCACACUUAGAGCUCGUUUCUUGGAAACAGAACCAAAGGCCAUCAAGAAAAGAAAAUUAUCCAGCUAUAGUGAUGCUACACAAACCUUGGAUAACCAGUUGAACAAAGAGAGAUCAAUAAUAUUGAACAAAUGGUCUAACAAAGUCAAUAACUCAUCAGGAUCAAGUGCUUUGAAUGCUUCCAAGUUCAAACUUAUCAACCAAUCUGCCGAACAACAAGUACAAAACAAUUUAAAUGACAUGGAAAGAUUGAAAAAGAGAACUUUCUUAAAUAGAAGUUCUAUUACCCCAUUGGGAUAUGUCGCUGAACAAUCAGAAGAUGAAGAUGAAGAAGGUGAAGAAAGAGAAAAAUUGGCAAAGAAUGAAAUCAAACAAAUUUUCAAUGAUGAAGAUUUCUACCGUAUUCUUUUGAAUGAUUUAGUCGAUAAAAAGAUAUCUAACCCUACCUCAAACAUAACGUUAUUGAAAACCAAUCAAAAAGCUUUAAAGAACAACAAGAAUAUCGAUACUAAAGCUUCUAAAGGAAGAAAAUUGAAGUUUAGUGUUCAAGAACCUAUUUCCCACUUCGAGACUCCCGUUAAUACUAAAUGGGAUGAUUAUCAAAUAGAUGAAUUCUUUGCUUCAUUGUUGGGACAAAAGAUUAAUAUGGCUGAGGUAGAACUGGAAGAAGAUGAAGAAGAAGAGGCUGACGACGGGAUUAGAUUAUUUUCAUAG
Molecule: messenger RNA, 1410 nt
Organism: Yamadazyma jaroonii
Lineage: Eukaryota; Fungi; Ascomycota; Pichiomycetes; Serinales; Debaryomycetaceae
Source: the annotation of a GenBank genome assembly